This is a messenger RNA of Eublepharis macularius, 1017 nucleotides long. RefSeq names its product olfactory receptor 2AP1-like. Gene Ontology annotation, biological process: G protein-coupled receptor signaling pathway. The record is from RefSeq and is a predicted model, not a curated record. The transcript is spliced from 2 exons. The coding region runs from base 1 to 1017 and encodes 338 amino acids. Lineage: Eukaryota; Metazoa; Chordata; Lepidosauria; Squamata; Eublepharidae. Gene Ontology annotation, molecular function: olfactory receptor activity; G protein-coupled receptor activity. Gene Ontology annotation, cellular component: membrane.
AUGUUCGGAAAUGAGACAAGGAUAACAAAUAUCAUCCUGCUGGGAUUUGGAGACAUGACUGACUUUCAAAUUCUUCUUUUCCUGAUAUUUCUACUGAUUUACAUUGUGGCCAUAACUGGAAACGUUCUCAUGUUUAUUCUUGUCAUUUUUGAUCAGCACCUUCACACGCCCAUGUAUUUCUUUCUGGGGAACAUUUCCUUUUUGGAAGUUUGCUAUACCUCUGAUAUAUUUCCAAGGAUGCUUCUGUCUUUCCUAACUGGGAACAGAAUUCUUUCUUUCAGCAGCUGCCUCACCCAGUGGUAUGUCUGUGCUUCUUUGAUAGUUACAGAAUGUUGUUUACUGUGUGUGAUGUCUUAUGAUAGAUAUCUGGCAGUCUGCAAACCACUACACUAUGCAACAAUGAUGAAGACCCAAACUUGUGUCCAGUUAGCAGCAACAUCUUGGAUUAAUGGAUUUUCAGUUUUUUUGAUAUUACUCAUUCUAAUAUUGCAGUUAAAUUUUUGUGGCCCUAAUGAAAUAGAUCAUUACUUUUGUGACUAUGCCCCAAUCCUAAAGCUCUCUUGCAGUGACACCAGAAUGAUGAAACAGCUGAGUUAUGUUGUUGCUGCCAUGUUUACACUCUCUCCAUUCCUACUAAACUUGAUAUCCUAUGUAUAUAUUAUAGCUGCCAUAUUGAAAAUUCCCUCCACUACUGGGAGAAAAAAAGCCUUUUCUACCUGUUCCUCUCACUUGACUUUGGUGACUCUUUUCUAUGGGUCUAUAAUAAUUGUGUAUAUGCUUCCAAAGACUGAAGGAAAGAGAGAGAUGGGGAAAUUCUCUUCUCUUCUGUAUGUAGUGUUACCCCCUCUGCUUAAUCCCUUCAUAUACAGCCUGAGAAACAAAGAAGUCAAAGAAGCUUUGAGAAAAUGCCUUAAAAAAAAGGGAGGGCCCCUUCCAAGGGGAAGCAGCCUGUUAAACAGCCUGUGCCUAGGCAGCCUCCAGCCCUUUCCUCCUCGGACAAGGAUGAUAGUUGUCUAA